AUGGCCUCUGUCUCAGAAAGCACUCCUCUACUAGCCGACUCAGGCCCCCAAGAGGUCGGCGAAUACGGAAUUGCUCAAGAGAGCACAGACACCCCUUCUCCGCAAGCGAGACCACCUUACCACCGAAUUAUAGUAGUCCUCACCCACCUUUCAGCGGCCCUGUCAGUCCUUGCUCUAGUCUUGUACUUGACAGUUGGCUCCCUCGACGCCGCUGGACCAGGCGGCUUCUACCUAUUUUGGAACCUAGUUGUAGCCAUCCGGGACCUAGCUGCUAUCUGUAUCCUAGCUUCCAUCGCCUCAUCUCUCAAUCUAGCUCGCCUUCGACACGCGCGUCGCCCGCUCUGGCUCUGGCCAAACCUACUCGUCGACGCCGUGGUCGUGUUCUUCACCUUUAUCAUCGUACCAGGAGCUCUAGCGGAGGCCUCCGCCAUUAAUCCUGACUCGUGGCUUCCUGAUCGCCGGGGAGUGGCGACCGCCAGGGCCGUGAUCGUGCUGUUGAUUGUUGGGCUGAUUGCUAGUUUGCUUGUCGGGCUGGCUCAUUUGGCUCUGCUUUUCCUGCGAUGCUUUGCAUUCUUUCAGAGCGAGCCGUCGCAGGGUCCACGGACUUGGAGGGUUCCUGGUGGCGAGUUCAGGGUUGAGUUUAGUAUUAAGUUUCUGCGACAGGGGGAUGGUGCUAGGAGGGAGUCUAGCGAUGCUGAGGCAUGA
Aspergillus mulundensis is the source of this 705-nucleotide messenger RNA. RefSeq lists its product as uncharacterized. The transcript is spliced from 3 exons. The coding region runs from base 1 to 705 and encodes 234 amino acids. Lineage: Eukaryota; Fungi; Ascomycota; Eurotiomycetes; Eurotiales; Aspergillaceae. The record is from RefSeq and is a predicted model, not a curated record.